Messenger RNA from Phlebotomus argentipes, 460 nucleotides. It is a transcript of the gene purple, whose product is annotated as 6-pyruvoyl tetrahydrobiopterin synthase. The coding region runs from base 35 to 460 and encodes 141 amino acids. Lineage: Eukaryota; Metazoa; Arthropoda; Insecta; Diptera; Psychodidae. The record is from RefSeq and is a predicted model, not a curated record. Gene Ontology annotation, molecular function: 6-pyruvoyltetrahydropterin synthase activity. Gene Ontology annotation, biological process: tetrahydrobiopterin biosynthetic process. The transcript has a single exon. Gene Ontology annotation, cellular component: mitochondrion.
GGUUGGAAAAAGCGUGAAGAACUCCAAGGAAAACAUGUCCAAUCCACCUGUUGUCUAUCUCACUCGCAAAGAGAAGUUCUCAGCCUGUCAUCGACUCCACAGUCGCCAUCUCAGCGCAGAGGAGAACGUCCGAGUGUACGGAAAGUGCAAUAAUCCCAAUGGACACGGACACAAUUACACUGUGGAGGUCACAGUUUGCGGUCCUCUGACCCAUGCCACCGGGAUGGUGAUGAAUAUCAGUGAUCUGAAGGCGCACAUGGAUGUGGUGAUAAUGCAGAGGCUGGACCACAAGAAUCUCGACAAGGAUCUCGAUGCAUUCAAGGACAUUCCCAGCACCACGGAAAACGUGGCGGUGUUCAUCUGGAAGGGACUGAAGGAAGUCCUGCCGGAGCCGAAUUUGCUGCACGAGGUGCGAAUUGAGGAGACAGACAAGAACUCUGUGAUCUAUCGUGGUGAAUAA